Messenger RNA from Entelurus aequoreus (snake pipefish), 2406 nucleotides. RefSeq names its product 6-phosphofructo-2-kinase/fructose-2,6-biphosphatase 3 (gene pfkfb3). Bases 161 to 1726 code for a protein of 521 amino acids. Gene Ontology annotation, molecular function: ATP binding; 6-phosphofructo-2-kinase activity; fructose-2,6-bisphosphate 2-phosphatase activity. Gene Ontology annotation, cellular component: cytosol. Gene Ontology annotation, biological process: fructose metabolic process; fructose 2,6-bisphosphate metabolic process. Lineage: Eukaryota; Metazoa; Chordata; Actinopteri; Syngnathiformes; Syngnathidae. The transcript is spliced from 14 exons. The record is from RefSeq and is a predicted model, not a curated record.
CGGGCGGAGUUAAAUAGGCUAGGUGCCGCGCACAUACCCGCACAUGAGCUCCACUCCACGCCAGCAAACACCGGGUUUUUAAAACUUCCACCUAUCUUUCAUUUGAAACAACACUGACGUACUUUCUACUUAUCCCGUGUUGCGUUCAAGGCCUCAAGGAAUGCCCAGAGAGCUGACCCAGAACAGGAUCCAAAAGAUCUGGGUUCCUAGCAAGGAUGACAAGCCGGUGGCCGGCGCCCCUCACUUCGCCAAACCCCCCGCCGUCAUCGUGAUGGUCGGCCUGCCAGCUCGAGGCAAGACCUACAUAUCCAGGAAACUCACACGCUACCUCAACUGGAUCGGCACGCCCACUAAAGUGUUCAACGUGGGGGAGUACCGCAGGGAGGCGGUCAAGAACUACAGCUCCUACGACUUCUUCAAGUGCGAUAACGAAUGCGCUUUGAAGAUCCGACAACAAUGUGCCUUAGCGGCCUUGAGGGACGUCAAGUCCUACCUGCACGACGAAGGAGGACAAGUAGCGGUCUUCGACGCGACAAACACAACGAGGGAAAGGAGAGAGAUGAUCCUCCAGUUCGGCCGCGAGAAUGGCUUUAAGAUCUUUUUCAUCGAGUCCGUCUGCGACGACCCUAGCGUGAUCGCAUCCAACAUCAUGGAAGUGAAGGUGUCCUGUCCAGACUACAAAGACUGCAACAAGACCGAUGCCAUGCUGGACUUCCAAAGGAGAAUCGAAUGUUACAAAGCAAGCUACCAACCUCUAGACCCUGACGAGCACGACCGAGAUCUAUCCUUCAUCAAGGUGAUAGACGUGGGCCGCCGCUUCCUGGUCAACCGCAUCCAGGACCACAUCCAGAGCAAGAUGGUGUACUACCUGAUGAACAUCCACGUCCAGCCGCGCACCAUCUACCUGUGUCGACACGGAGAGAGCGCGGACAACCUGGAGGGGCGACUAGGGGGCGACGCCGGCCUCUCGCCGAGGGGCAGACAAUUUUCUGCCGCCUUGGCUGGCUUUGUGGAGGAGCAGCAGCUGAAGAAUCUAAAGGUGUGGAGCAGCCAGCUGCGUCGCAGCAUCCAGACCGCCGAGCACUUGGGGGUCCCGUACGAGCAGUGGAAGGCCCUUAAUGAGAUCGAUGCGGGCGUGUGCGAGGAGAUGACCUACGAUGAAGUGAAAGAGAAAUUCCCUGAAGAGUUCGCCCUGAGGGAUGAAGAUAAAUACUACUACCGCUACCCAGCCGGAGAGUCCUACCAGGACCUGGUCCAGAGGGUCGAGUCUGUCAUCAUGGAGCUGGAGCGUCAGGAGAAUGUUCUGGUCAUCUGUCACCAAGCUGUCAUGCGCUGCCUGCUCGCUUACUUCCUGGAUAAAAGUGCAGAGGAGAUGCCCUACCUGAAGUGUCCUCUUCACACGGUGCUGAAGCUCACACCUGUGGCCUAUGGCUGCAAGGUGGAGUCCAUCUCCCUCAAAGUGGAGGCAGUCAACACCCACAGAGAGAGACCACAGGAGGUGAAGAGGGGUCCAGGUACUUUGAUCCGUAGGAACAGUGUGACCCCGCUGACCAGCCCAGAGUCCAACAUUAAGAAACCUCGCAUAGACGACAUGGAUGAAGCCCCCAUUAAGGAGCUGCCUCACUCGCUGGCCUCGAUGGCACUUUGUAGCCCCACACACCUGACUGGCCAGGACCUGCGGAGACAUUCCUGUGGUCGCCAUGACGUCCCUCAGACCUGCCAAUGAGGAGACACGCUUCAGUCAAAAGGAGGACAGGACAAAAAGACUUUGAAAACAAACGGACGAUAUCUUAACUUGUUAUGAUUUGUCGUCUGGUGGAUCCAAAGAUGACAUUCAACAAUCAUCACUUUCAUGCCUAUUAUAUUUCUAUUGUCAUUCAAUUAACAUGAUUGUAUUUCAUUAUCGUUGCUGUGUGAGGGCGGAGUCACACCGUUCAAGUAAAAUGAUUUUGCACAUGCGGAAUGCAUUUUGACAUUUUUGAUGUCACACUGUCUGUGAUGUUUCAUGAAAGCUGGGCGCUGCCAUAGUGCCUGUAGUGCUUGUUUUGCAAGCCUAUUUCUUUACAUAUUUAUUUGAUGAUAUCAUAUUCCCACAUAUUUAUUUGAUGGCAUAUUCUCACAUUAUUCAACACACGCACUUCUUAUUCAGGAGCUACUAAACUAGCACACAUAAAAACAUGUUCUUAAAAGAGUUUUGCUGUCAUGGUUGGCUACGCACAAAUGUACAAACUUCUAUUUUUGUCCUGCUAAAGUAAGAAUAUGAAGAUGUAAAUACGAUGACUUUCUACCAACAUGGAGGCACAGGAAAGAAGAAAGAAAUUUCUGGACUUGGUUGGAGUUACUACUUGAAAAGUGUUUUUUUUUGUAAACUGUUUUAUGAAAUAUUUGUUGUGUUGACCAAUAAAC